AUGACAGACAAGUACCAAGAAUUAUCCAGAGCACAACUUACUUGUGACUACCUUCAUGCAAACUCAACCACGCAUGACUUCAUCUUUGGAGCAUUGGCAGAAUUGGUGGAUAAUGCAAGAGAUGCUCAAGCAACACUUUUGAACAUUUAUACAGAAACCAAUGAUGAAAUAAGAGGAGGGUUUAUGCUGUGUUUUCUGGAUAAUGGUAUUGGUAUGAAUCCAGGUGAAGCAGAAGACAUUAUUCAUUUAGGAAAGUCUAUAAAGAGGGCUUCAAAUUCCCGACUUGUUGGGCGGUUUGGAAAUGGAUUGAAGUCUGGUUCAAUGAGGAUCGGAAUGGAUUUCAUUCUCUUUACCAAAAAAGACAAUACCAUGACAUGCAUCCUUAUGUCUCGAACAUUUUAUGAGAAAGAAGGUAUUGAUGAGGUGAUUGUGCCGAUGCCAUCCUGGUAUGUUGCAAGUAAGGAACCCAUGAUAACUGAAAAAGAAAAGUUCUCCCUUGAAAUUGCACUCGUUCAUAAAUAUUCUCCAUUUAAAAAGGAGUUUGAUGUGAUGCGGCAGUUUAAUAAAAUUACAGGAACAAGUGGAACUUUAGUCGUUAUCUACAACAUGAAACUGAAUGAUGAUGGAGUACCUGAACUAGAUAUUGAAACAGAUGCUUCUGAUAUACGACUGACUGGAAUGAUGGCCAGUGGAAUCCAACCAGAACAAUAUUCCUUUAGAGCCUAUGCUGCAAUAUUAUACAUUGACCCUCGCAUGAAGAUUUUUAUUCAGGGGCAAAAGGUUCAUGCUAAAUACCUCGUCCAUUCCUUGUAUAGACCUAGGAAGUACAUUUAUAUUGCCAAAGGUUUCAAAGUACGUCCUUUGAGAGAGGUAAAGGACACAGAAUGUGCUGUGAAAAUAGCAGAGGAAUAUGUACAUGAAGCAAGAUUUAAAGUGAAGGAGUUGGAAAAGUCCUGUGACGGCAACAUGGAAGCUCAGCUCGUCAAUGCUCACAGUAAAUUAUCAAAGUCAGAGAGAGACUUAGACAUAAAGAGGAAACUGCAUCAAGAAAAGCUAAGAGCACUGAAAGUCCCACAUAGAUUGACUUUUAUUUUUGGAGUGAACGUUGAGAAGAGAAACUUGGAUGGAAUGUUUAUUUACAACAACAGCCGUCUAAUCAAAAUGUAUAAGAGAACUGGAAUACAGCUGAAUCGCAUGUUAAGGGCUUGUAGCGGUGUUGUGGGUGUUGUUGAUGUACCCAGUGUAAUGAUGGAGCCCACUCAUAACAAGCAAGACUUUGCAAAUGCCAAGGAAUACUCCAGUUUGCUUCGCAUUAUGGGUCAAUUUCUGCUUCAGUAUUGGAAGGAUCUUGGCAUUGCCCAAAUGGGAGUUGUAAAAUUUUGGAAUGAGUUUGGAUAUCUGUCAACAGACUGGAAUCUGUCACCUUCGAAUGCACUUCAGUACAAGAGGAAACGUGCCAUUGAGAUUCCAGUUAUAGUGCAGUGUGACAUCUGUCUAAAGUGGAGAUGUUUACUAUCCAACUUGGAUGUAAAGGACAGAAUAUUUUCUGACUUCUGGGUCUGCUCCAAGAACCAAAAUCCACAGCAAAAUAGCUGCGAUCUACCAGAACAGUUACCCCAUAUUCCAUUUGGAACUCCGCUAAGGGGAUCAGUAAUGUCUGAUGAAAGGAAAGAAUUUCUAGAAAAAGCAGUCCAGCGGCAUUGGGAUAAAGUGGCUGCCUUACAAUUUCAGUACUGCACAAUAUCUAAUGCACAAGCUGUCACUGUCGCAGUAAUAAUCCCCACUGUCAACAUCCUGGUGGUUACCAUUGACCAGCAAAUGAACUGCGCUGACUGUAUGCAUACUAUGGUUACAUGA
Rhincodon typus (whale shark) is the source of this 1857-nucleotide messenger RNA. RefSeq names its product ATPase MORC2-like. The coding region runs from base 1 to 1857 and encodes 618 amino acids. The transcript is spliced from 18 exons. NCBI's taxonomy places the organism in Eukaryota, Metazoa, Chordata, Chondrichthyes, Orectolobiformes, Rhincodontidae. Gene Ontology annotation, molecular function: zinc ion binding. The record is from RefSeq and is a predicted model, not a curated record. Gene Ontology annotation, cellular component: nucleus.